Trachymyrmex cornetzi is the source of this 936-nucleotide messenger RNA. Its product is annotated as gastrula zinc finger protein XlCGF8.2DB-like. The record is from RefSeq and is a predicted model, not a curated record. Gene Ontology annotation, biological process: regulation of transcription by RNA polymerase II. Gene Ontology annotation, molecular function: DNA-binding transcription factor activity; RNA polymerase II cis-regulatory region sequence-specific DNA binding. NCBI's taxonomy places the organism in Eukaryota, Metazoa, Arthropoda, Insecta, Hymenoptera, Formicidae.
UGCGAAUUCUGUGGCGGCAAUUUCAUCUGUGAACAGGCUUUUAAUUUGUAUUUGAAGAUGCACGAGUCUCAUUCAGAAGAACAAGUGCAGCCGCAACAGGGCGAGAAUUGUAACUGUGGCUUCAUGACGAUGCCGGAGCUGCGUGAGCAUCAGAAGAAACACGUUGCCAAGGAUUUUAACUGCGACUACGUGACCUCCCACAAAAAGAACUUAAUCACCCAUCAGAAGUGUCACAAUGUGUCUUCAAUUAUAAGUAUCAAUUAUAAGUAUCAGUGCGAGAAAUGCGGCGAACAAUUCCAGAGCAAGAGCAACUGCCUGCUACAUCUGUUGUCGCAUACGAGUAAAAAGUUGAUUCAGUGCGACGUGUGUAACGUCACAUUUCGCCACCCCGAAGGUCUAUGAUCGCACUCGAAGAUACGUCAACCGGACUAUGUACAGUCACAAAGUGAACACCUCUGCAAGCUGUGCAACAAACGUUUUUCUCAGAGACAAGGGUUGCUGACGCACAUGAAGAUCCACGACGUGGAAAACAAGUACGUGUGCACGAUAUGUGGCAAGUCCAUAUCCAUCAAGUAUUUUCUUAUGCACCAACGCAGACACACCGGCGAGAGGCCUUAUGCUUGCGACAUUUGUGGGAAAAGCUUUAUUUCGAAGAAGUACCUAUCCAAACAUUGUCGCAUGGGCGAGAAGCAAUGCACUUAUUGUAAAAAAAGAUUUGCUCAAUGUUCGUUGAUAAUACAUCUACGAAGGCACAUAAGUGAUCGACUUUUUCCUUGCAUGUACUGUUACAAAUCGUUUACUACAAAAGUGUUGCUGAACUUGCACUUGAAAAUGCACGCGAAACGAAACGCUCGACAGCAACAACAGCAGCAAGAAAGUUCGCAAACACAGGGAAAGGAAUUAUUGCCGUACGAAACGGUCACUAUAAUGUUGUAG